This is a messenger RNA of Drosophila kikkawai, 920 nucleotides long. Its product is annotated as 2-aminoethanethiol dioxygenase. Gene Ontology annotation, cellular component: mitochondrion. Lineage: Eukaryota; Metazoa; Arthropoda; Insecta; Diptera; Drosophilidae. The record is from RefSeq and is a predicted model, not a curated record. Gene Ontology annotation, molecular function: oxidoreductase activity, acting on single donors with incorporation of molecular oxygen, incorporation of two atoms of oxygen.
CAACACAUUUGCUGUUGUUUAUCUUGAUUCUGGAAGCCAGGGGAUUUUAGUCGCUCUUGCCUUUUCUCCGGACGUCAGCGCAGUGUCACGGCUGAAGUUGAAGAAGUUACGUACGCGCCGAGAUGACGACGCACUUCACCAACGUGCUGCGGCAGGCUUUCAAGACGUUCGACCGGGCCAACCACGCCAGCUUCAAUGCCAACCUGCAGCAUCUGCGCCAGAUGACGGACGAGCUGACCCACCGGGAUCUGCACCUUCGCGAAGAGCUCUUCCGGAACGUGGAUGUCGGCGUCGCCAGCCGACGGGCGCCAUGCAGCUAUAUGCACAUCUUCGAGGACGAGCGCUUCUCCAUGAGCCUGUUCAUCGUCCGGGAAAGAAGUGACAUUCCGUUGCAUGACCACCCCAUGAUGUUUGGCCUGCUGCGCUGCAUCUGGGGCCAGCUGCUGGUGCAGAGCUACACGCAGCAGGUUGGAUCAGACGAGCCCAUUAUCUACGAUCCGCAUCCCACGGUGGUCAAGGUGAAUGCUGAAGAGCCCAGUCUGGUUACGCCGGACAGCCCAUGCGCAGUUUUGACGCCCAGGAGGAGGAACUACCAUCAGAUCACCCAGACAGGCAACGGAGGAGUUGCCGCCUUCUUCGACAUCCUCAGCCCGCCCUACGAUGCGGAUAUGCCCGUGUACGGGCCACGCCAGUGCCGCUUUUACAGCCCCCGAGCGGACGGUGGCCAGCUGCAGCUUCAAUGCAUCCCCUCGCCGACCACCUACUACUGUGAUGUGCUGGAGACGCCCGAGUCUGUGCUGGAGGCUGCGUUCCAGUGCGCCGACGAGGCCUACAACGCCGCAAAUGCCAGCGAGACGCAGUGAGUCUCUGCGUGCCGCAGCUUAACCCUCCUAUUUAUUCGCCCAUCACCCGUUGGCUGC